CAUAAACAGAAGACGGUGGAAAAUUGCCCCUCAGUUCUCCUGCUCGUCGAACCAGGUGUUGAUUUUGACUCUAGAAGUUUGCGCAUGGAAAUGUUCGGCGAGGCAGCCAAGGAAGAUCGAGAACGACAGGCUCUUCUGGUUUGAGACUCCAGAAAGGGUGACGGAACUCCACACCUUGGUCAGACGCCGCCGUGCCAUCUUCUACCCUUUCCAUGAAAACAGUCUAGACGAAAGAAAUAAGAACGUUUCUUCGCAAUGCCAGUUCAACCAACUUUUUUCCAAUUGCCAAUGACACUGGCACCAUGUCCAGCGAUCGAAUCCAAACCUCCGAAGCCCACUCGUAAACCAGUGCUCCGACUAGAAAUCCGCGAUCUAUCGGAAGAGGGCGCAAGGUCGUUCCUGAGCUUGUUAGACUGCGCGAACGUGCUCGAGAAUGCUGUAGACACCGUUAUUUCCCUCUUAUACACCGAAGCCUCCCACAUUCCACCGACACGUUCGAUCACGUUGAUCCUCCGCUCCAUGCCUGGUGUAGCGUACACGACCGGCAUGGACAUUGACAACGAUCAUAAGGAGAUUCACUUCUCGACAGACUAUGUAGCUAGCAUACCCAUGGAAAGGAGGAAACAGGAGAUGCUAGGCGUCAUCACCCACGAGAUGGUCCAUUGCUGGCAGUGGGCUGCUAAUGGCACAUGUCCGGGAGGCCUCAUAGAAGGUAUUGCAGACUUUGUGAGGCUACGGGCUGACUUCGUACCGCCUCAUUGGAAGCAAGAAGCUGGCGGCGAUUGGGACGCUGGUUAUCAGCAUACUGGCUAUUUCCUGGAUUGGCUUGAGAGGACAUUGGGAGAAGGGACGGUCAUCAAAAUCAACGAUCGGCUGAGAGACAGGAAUUACGACGAGGUGGAAUUUUGGAGCCAUUGCUGUGGCGAUGACGUCAAGAAUCUUUGGAAGAGGUAUAAAGAGAGCCUGGAGAACUCGGGAAACGAGGAACAAGUAGGUAUUCACUGAAAUCCAUACGAGAUCGAGGCGCUCGCUGUGAAGCUCUGCAGGAGAGAUCAUCCACACGGAACUUGACGAUAGCAUGGAUUUGUACGAUAACCAGAGGUCGGUGCUUUAUAUUUGCGUUCUACAUUUUUAGAUCUAUGGUAUUUUUCGUUGUCUUCGUGACCCUACUGCCUGGAUGUCACCACGCGUUGUUCAAGGCCUUGCUACUAAGACAAAACUGAAUUUGUGGAUUUGAAGAAUUGUGGGAAGAUUUUCCGCAACUCCUGCAAAUUCUGGAUCUGAUAUUCUGAUGCAGGAGUGGGAGGACGGGGCUGUGACGGGUACAGCAGAUGGACUGCGGUCCAGCCUAAACUUGCAGCCGCCUUCACAUUCAUGUAUGAGUCGUCUAGGAAAUCCUUUAGCUUUGGUAGAAUUCACAGAAGAGACGAGUAUUU
This is a messenger RNA of Verruconis gallopava, 1436 nucleotides long. RefSeq lists its product as uncharacterized. Lineage: Eukaryota; Fungi; Ascomycota; Dothideomycetes; Venturiales; Sympoventuriaceae. The coding region runs from base 256 to 1005 and encodes 249 amino acids. The record is from RefSeq and is a predicted model, not a curated record. The transcript has a single exon.